AUGUCUUACAUUAAAACCGUUUCUAAUUUAGCCCAAUUCAAUGAACUUAUUGCGUCGCCAAAAUUGACAGUUGUCGAUUUUCACUCCGUAAUGUGUGGACCAUGUCAUGCGAUCGCUCCAGUAUAUCAACAAUUGAGUACUAGAUAUAGGCAUGUUAAUUUUGCAAAAGUCGAUGUUGACCAAGUCAGAGAAGUAUCGAAUAAAGAGGGUGUUACUUCAAUGCCAACUUUUAAAUUUUAUAAAAAUGGAAUCGAAAUUGCAAAAUUAACAGGUGCUAAUCCAGAAGGGCUCAGGCUUUUGGUUGAGCAACAUGCGGGAACUCCUGAAGAAAGUGGAUCAAGCAAUUUAAGCGUUCAUGGUCAUGUAAGUGAAAUAAUUUAUAAAUCCAAUAUCCAUGAAUUCAUCACACUGAAUCAAGUUGAUUGUCUUAAUCAACAAGAGAAUCAUGGCAUUAGAAAUAUCUUUAAUAAAGACAAUACAUAUUUGGAAUCUGAUGUAGAUGAACAACUUUUGAUUUCCGUACCUUUCAAUCAAGCCGUCAAAAUCCAUUCUCUAAAAAUUGUUGCGAAAGAUAUUGAACAUGCUCCAAAGACAAUCAAGAUUUACGCCAACAGAUUGAACCUUGGAUUUGAUGAGGUUGAUUCAAUUAGAGAGACACAAACCCUCGAAUUGGAUGAAACGCAUUAUGAAGAAAAUGCAAUUAUAGCUUUAAGAUUUUUAUUUGUACAAGAUAAUCUCGGAGACGAAGAGAAAACCAUCAUCAAGGAAUUGCGUUUCAUUGGGUCCCCGGUGGAAACAACCAAGAUGGAACAUUUAAAAAAAACUGAGCAAUAA
Funneliformis geosporum is the source of this 834-nucleotide messenger RNA. The record is from the annotation of a GenBank genome assembly. NCBI's taxonomy places the organism in Eukaryota, Fungi, Glomeromycota, Glomeromycetes, Glomerales, Glomeraceae.